Messenger RNA from Ruditapes philippinarum (Manila clam), 2369 nucleotides. RefSeq lists its product as uncharacterized. Bases 107 to 1954 code for a protein of 615 amino acids. NCBI's taxonomy places the organism in Eukaryota, Metazoa, Mollusca, Bivalvia, Venerida, Veneridae. The transcript has 15 exons. The record is from RefSeq and is a predicted model, not a curated record.
GAUAAUAUUCAGACGCCAUUUUGGAACAGGAUUAUUAGAAUAAAUUCUUUUGAUUCUGCAGACAUUUCUUCUUACUAUUGCAGUCAUAAGAGGUUUGAUAUAAACAAUGCAUUUGGAGUUCACGCAGGUUGAUUCUUUUCUGGUGAAUAAUAGCGGAUUGACUUUUUUCUCGGCUAAAAAUGUUCACUGGUCCUUCGAGGUAGAAGAGAAAACUGUGCAGAAUGGCACUAUGCAUGAGAAAAAUAUAAGUGUUGGAAAAAAGGAUGAAAAUUAUACAAAAAAAUAUGAAGAUGACUUCUUAUCAGUCAAAGAUCUGUGCCAAUGGAAUGGUAUAAAGAGUGAUGAAGGUUCAGUUGAAAACAAAGAAAGUCAAGAUGGUAAAAACAAUUCAACACCAAAUGAAAAUACUCCUGUCGGAACCAAACCGUUGGCGACAAGGCAUAGUGAUAAGGUCAAUGCAAACUUGCAUAUCAAAACUGAGCCUGUGGAUGGUGAAAAGGAGAGAUUUCAGUUUGAAAUGAAAGAAUCAUGUUCUAUGGAUAAUGUUAAAAAUGACAAAAGAAAAUCCGAACACAGUUUUAACUCAGAAAAGACAAGCAACUUGAGCACUGGAGAGAUGGGAAAACAGUCAAUGCUCAAGACUUCAAAGAGACAACAUGGUCAAGUUAAACAAAGAAGCAGAUUUAUUGCAAACAGCAAGGGAGAAGCAUAUUAUGAAACUUGUGAAAAAGAACAGGAUUGCAUAAGUUUUGCCAUUAUAUUCGGUAGCUGUCUGAAAAUAGAAACAUCUAGAAAGGCGAUCUUAUUGCUGCUGUUGAUAGUGAGUGGACUAUGUCCGGCAUCGCCUGCCGCUAUAAAUAAUGACCCGAAAUCCCAACGCUUGGAAGAAUACCGACUUCUAUUAACCUCACAAUGCAACUACAGGGACUUGAUAAGAUCAGAGUCAUGCCACAAGAACGAAAUAUCACGAAAAACUUACAUCGAUUUUUGCCGUUUUGAGGACCUUUGUGAUAAUAAUUCUCAACCUACUUGUGUCGACGGCGAAGGUGGAGGAAUGCUUCAUAUAUGCUCUCCGAAAAACCUUACUUGUCCAAAAGGUUAUAGAAGGAAUGCAUGGCUUGAUAAUGAUACCGAUGUAGUUCAUGUGACUGAGGAAAAAUGCCCACGUGGGAGAUACCAGCCAAUAGAAUCAAAUUGUUAUGUCUCGUGCUUGAAUAAACAUUGGGAUUUGCAAGAUCUGCCGGAACAAUUUGCCUUAUAUUCUGUUGGUGACAAUAUAUCACCAACUUGGAUCUAUUGCGAUUUUGAGAAAGGUUUUUACAACAUGGAUGGGAAAUUUCUACUUGCAUAUGAUAAUCAUUUUGUGCACUAUCCUUUUUUCUGUACUAGCGUUUCCGAUAUCAACCCAUGUUCUAAUGGAGAAUAUCCGCUUCCAAACAGUACAUGUAUUGGUUCUUGCAUGAAAGGCCUUGAACGAGAUGCCCAUGACGGAUUCAAGUGCACAAAAAGUUGGAAUGGAACCGAUGUAAUCACACAGAGUGAAUUUUCUAGUGAAAAAGCAUACCAGCAAAAAACUAGCAAGACGGAUUCUUCAACCACGGGGCCAAUCGAAAAUACCAUACCAACUGAGAGAGGAAAUCAUAAACCAAAUGACGAGAAAGGACCCGUUACAACAACUUUACAGACAUUUGUUAUUGCAGUUUUAAUCGGAGUUGUUGUGCUUAUUGUUAUGGUAACUGGUUUAGUGAUCUCUUUUCUUCAACACAAGCAAAACAGAAGUAAAAUCACCAACCAGACAAGCUUCAAGAAAACGAAAAACAAGACCAUUAUUGAACAGGCUGGAAGUGUCAAUAUUUACCAUGGGCCGCUAGAGAUGCAGAAUGGUGGUACUUUAAACACGUCGUUUGAGAUGCAACGUUUUCUCCAAGGAGAAGAAGAAGAAAAAGAUGUGUGAUGUUUUGAAAAGACCAUUUCGUGACAUCCGUUCAUGACAUUAUAAUACUUUUUUUAUCAUAUAUAUAUCAUGGAUUAAAAACUGUUGUGACAUAAAUGGAUAUCAACACAGCGUGUUUUCAUUAACAUGCUUAUACCGCAUAAUUGAAACAUACACAUUUAUAAUCAUUAUAUUUGCGAUUUAAUUUUUUUGAAGCUUUACACAAUGACGUAUAGUUUAAAAAAGUUGGAAACAUUGAUGGAACCAACAAACAACGACAACAAGAACAACAUCAAAAAUGAGCAGGAAUUCUCGGCUAAGAAGUAUCUAAUCAAAAUGCUAUAUGCGAUUCUUAUUCUUGAUUCUAACCUAAUUUUGAUCUUAUGAAUCUUAUUCGGUUUUGUGUUUCGAUUAAAAAAAUAUUGACUGUUAUAAA